AUGGCGGUUGCGGUGCUGCAGUGCCCCCUGAAGCCGACUCCCGAAGUGGAAUCAAUGAUGUCCGAAGCCCCCCAGCCGGUGGAGCCAACUGUCGGGGAGGCCGACAAAAGUGCCGGUGACAGCGGUGGCACGGAUGGCAGUCGUCGUGGCCCUCCCGCGCCUCCAAAGCCACCUCCAACGGCGAAAGUGGGGUCAACAGGCACGACCACUGAGCCUGGCGUCGCUAGCCCAACAGCGCCAGGAACGUCCCCACCAAAACCAGCCACACCAAAACCAGCCCAACCAGCACCAUCCCCACCAAAGCCAUCCCCACCAGUGCAAUCCUCACUCACGCCUUCCCCACCAGUGACAUCCCCACCAGCACCAUCCCCACCAGCGCAAUCCCCACCAGUGACAUCCCCACCAGCACCAUCCCCACCAGCGCAAUCCCCACCAGUGACACCCGCACCUGCGCCAUCCCCACCAAAGCCAUCCCCACCUGCGCCAUCCCCACCAAAGCCAUCCCCACCUGCCCCAUCCCCACCAGCACCACCCACACCAGCGCAAUCCCCACCAAAGCCAUCCCCACCAGCACCAUCCCCACCAACGAAAUCCCCACCAGCACCAUCCCCACCAGCGCCAUCCCCAAAAGCACCAUCCCCACCAGCGCAAUCCCCACCAGUGACACCCCCACCAAAUCCAUCCCCACCAAAACCAACCCCACCACCUCUGGUAAGACCACCCAUGUUGGCUUGCACGAUCGGACAAGAGAACGUGCUCAUUCACUUGGUGCCCCCCGAUGGAACAUGUGACGUCGUAUUCUACACGGACGUCUUCUUCAACGACACGAAUAGCAAGAUAGAGCCGUUGCACGGCGACACCGCCUUCGAUGUGAUCCGGUAUUUCGUAGAGCAUUACACGAAGACAACGUUCGGGACUUCGAUGCACCCGGGGACGAUCGGUCAAUUCAUACGCAACAAAAAGCAGGAUAUUAAGAGCGCCAUGACCAAGCUCUUCAAUGACAAAUUCGUGCACUUCGGCAUGCUGAACGUAGAUAAUAUAGAGGACUACGACACGCUCAAAGAUGGACCACUGCAAUACUUGAGUAUUGUGGGCGACUUCCUAACUAAGCCUGGCCACCACUGCGCCUUGGGAGUAGGCCUGAAUAAAGGAUCGCUAGGUGAACAGAUCCUGGACAAAGCCAAAUUAGCCAUCAAACACUUCCCAAGUAUAACUAUUAUCGUCAUAAAAGUACACACGGACAAAGCCGUGUACUCUUUUCCGCUGUACACUGUUUCGCCAAACCCCGACCUGCUGAACCUGGCCAGCUUAGACUAUCUGACAAUGGUAUGCACAUACAGCAAGAUUAGUCCGGACCCCGAGGAUGUUGGAGGCUCGUACGUCGCCAACGUGACCGCGAAGUUUCUGGCCCUUUUCGACACCAGCAAGAAUGUAAAAGCCAAGAUCGCCGCUCGCAAAGCAGCCAAGUUUCCACCGAGUUCCGGUGGCAUAAUGGCGUAUCGAGUGGACAUGGACGACUACGACGACAGCUGCGGUGAGGGGGAGUUUCCACGAGUCAAAGUAAUCAAAAGCGAGCUGCAAAAGUGACGAGGUGCUUGGCUCCCGACCUAGUGUGGCAGCUCCAAGAUGUCGGCCACCACUCCAGCUCGCUUCGUUGUUGGCCAAGACGAAAAGACCACGCCUGAACUUUUUUAGCGUCGCGACGCAACCGAACAGAAUAUUUCGUUUAUUGUGCUUACUGGUUCUUUCUUCUUUAUAGAUAUAUAACGUUUUCUUGUUGUUGUUUUUUUUACUGUACCGUCGUCUCUACUGUUGCAAAGUAUUUCCUGAUAGAGCACAAUACAUAGUUUUCGAAUUGUGAGAAUACAAAAAGUUUAAAUAAAACCCAGAAGUGUGCGCAACAUAAGGAGGAAAGAAACACGACUCCACAGCGGUU
Molecule: messenger RNA, 1936 nt
Organism: Dermacentor silvarum
Lineage: Eukaryota; Metazoa; Arthropoda; Arachnida; Ixodida; Ixodidae
Product: synapsin-2-like
Exons: 10
Coding region: 1-1587 (528 amino acids)
Source: RefSeq, a predicted model, not a curated record